This is a messenger RNA of Clarias gariepinus (North African catfish), 1975 nucleotides long. RefSeq names its product transmembrane p24 trafficking protein 9 (gene tmed9). Lineage: Eukaryota; Metazoa; Chordata; Actinopteri; Siluriformes; Clariidae. Gene Ontology annotation, biological process: Golgi organization; endoplasmic reticulum to Golgi vesicle-mediated transport; COPI coating of Golgi vesicle. The record is from RefSeq and is a predicted model, not a curated record. The coding region runs from base 39 to 710 and encodes 223 amino acids. The transcript has 5 exons. Gene Ontology annotation, cellular component: Golgi apparatus; endoplasmic reticulum; COPII-coated ER to Golgi transport vesicle.
UGCGCAGACUCAGUGCGCUCUUCCUCGGCCCUGCUAACAUGAUGGUGGUAAAAAUGCAAUUGAUACUGGGUGUACUUUUAUUUCUAAAUCUUUGUUGCAGUCUCGUUUCUGCACUGUACUUUCACAUCGGCGAGACUGAAAAGAAAUGCUUCAUAGAAGAAAUUCCGGAUGAAACCAUGAUAAUCGGAAACUACCGAACACAGCUGUAUGACAAGCAGUCAGAAUCAUACCUGCCUGCCACACCGGGGCUUGGAAUGUUUGUGGAAGUUAAAGAUCCUGAUGAGAAGGUGAUCCUGUCUCGUCAGUAUGGAUCAGAAGGCCGGUUUACCUUCACCUCACACACACCUGGAGAACACCAGAUCUGUUUGCAUUCCAAUUCCUCCAAGUUUUCUCUCUUUGCUGGUGGAAUGCUUCGCGUUCAUCUGGACAUCCAAGUGGGCGAGCAUGCAAAUAACUAUGCUGAGAUCGCCGCAAAGGAUAAACUGACCGAGCUGCAGCUAAGAGUGCGCCAACUGGUGGAGCAGGUUGAUCAGAUCCAGAAAGAGCAGAACUAUCAGAGAUACCGUGAAGAACGCUUCAGGCAGACCAGCGAGAGCACCAACCAGAGAGUCCUGUGGUGGUCGAUUGUCCAGACACUGAUCUUGGUGGCUAUUGGUUUCUGGCAGAUGCGACAUCUUAAGAGCUUCUUUGAAGCCAAGAAAUUAGUGUAAAUCGUAUGUAUGUGUGUCAGUGUUUUCGAUUCAGUAUGCAGUAUACAGCUGAUUGAGAAGUCAAGUCUAGACUGCUGAAAUGAACCUAAAAUUUCUCCCAGAUGUGCAUUGAGAUUAUUUCAACAUAUUUUUGUUUUCUAUGCCACUCGCCUCUCAACUGUGCAUCACUUGGUGUCCUUAGGCCAAAACCACAUAACAUUUAUUUUGAGAGGAGUUCUUUUUUUUUUUUUGCCCACUCUGAGUGAAAUCAGCCAUUACAAAACAAUUCACAAUAUGACCUAAUUUUUAUUUGUAAUUUUUUUUUUUUUUGAGUAUGGUAUUAGGACUUUUGUUUAAAGUCGUCCUACACUGAAGAUGCACGCAUUUAUCUUAGACAUGCAUUCAACACUCAGAUUCGGUUGCUUUGUGUACAACUGUCUUUGUUGGCUAGGGAUUAGUGACUUAUGUUCAUUUUGGUUAUUUCAGUGUGAAUAAUACUUUUAUUUAACAUUCAUUUGUUCCAUUAGUUUGAGCUAUUUUUCAGCCUAAAUGUCAAGCCGUGUGGGUUUAGAAGGUUGUUUACAGCUCUUGUAGCUUUUCUGCACGCAACAGCACAGACACCAGACGAGACCAGAUCUUUUUUUUUUUUUUUUUUUCCACCAUUUGCAUUACAUAAUGUGUUGAGGGAAAACCUACAUGUUUGUUGUUUGAUACUGUUUGGGCUUUGAACUUAAAUUUCUGAUUCUUUUGAGGGGGAGACAGAAUUAUAACAUUCUAUUAACUGUAAUAACUGUUUUCUAGAACAAUAUUUGGCUAAUUGGAGGAUCAAGUCACUCAUUUGGUUUGUUUAGAAUUCAAUGUCUUAUCCCUUUAUUUUAAUCAUCUUGUCAAUUUAUUUUCCUGUGUGCCCAGAUACUCAGUUGUUGCUGAAUUCAAUACAAAUGUCCCCUACUUUAAUGAAGAGCUGCAAUAUUAACCCUGCAAAAGAAUGCAGGCUUCCCUUGUGCUAUCUAAGGCUGAAUUUUUGUUUCAGUUCAGUUUUAUUACUUGAAGUUUCUUUUUCCCAUAUAAAUUAUUUCUCAACUUAAUUAAUUUUAUCAGGUCUCCCCCACCUUGGAAUCAUACAGGAUGUGACCAUGUACUUUUUUUAAUUUGGGGUUCUUGAUAGAAAUUUGUGUACACAGAUAUUGUUGGCUGAGGGUAUAAGCUUUUUAAAUUACAAGAGGGGAAGACUGUGUCGUGAUGUUUUCAUGAUUGCACUCAAAUAAAGCUUUCAUCUCCCUCCA